GUCAAUCAAACGCCAUGAAAACCAGGAGGACGGGAUGGACACUAGGAGUCGUGAGCGGUCUCUUGAGCGGUGGUGUAUGGAGUUACAAUCCGGUGGGAGGCGACCUUUGCAACGCCUUGAACGACUGUAGCGGCCAUGGCAAGUGCAACACGUUGACGAAAGUGUGCACAUGCUCCAACGGAUGGGGCAGCCCGUCGGACAUCUCGCACAACAAGGCCGCCGAUUGUUCCCGACGCGUGUGUCCGUCUGGUGCAUCAUGGAACUCCAUCCCAACGCUGCCGACGACGGCCCACACGGCCGCCGAAUGUUCCGACAUGGGAGUAUGCGACACGACCUCGGGCGAGUGCAAGUGCUUUCCAGGGUUUGUGGGCGCCGCAUGCGAUCGCACGUCAUGCCCCAAAGACUGCUCCGGCCACGGCAUCUGCAUGAGCAUGAGGGCUCUUGCCGGUGUCUCAGCAGCCUUGCCGUUGUCGGCUCCCACGACAUAUGGAGGGCAACCCAGCACGACUACAUGGGACCAAGACCGCCUCUUUGGCUGUGUGUGCGACUCGCCGUGGGCAGUGGGCCUGGCGUCAGGUCAAGUCCAGGCCAGUGGGUGGUUUGGCGCCGAUUGCUCCCUUCAGCACUGUCCGUACGGAGACGACCCCGUCACCAUCGGGACGGACGAAUUGAACUGCACUGGUGUGGCCGCCCCGGGCGGGAUGGGGGUGGGGGCGUCGGGCAAUGUAUGCUUUAUCGAGUGUUCGAAUCGAGGGGUGUGCGACUACAUCACGGGGCUUUGCACGUGUUUCGAAGGGUUUUAUGGGUCCAACUGCGGAACCAUGUCGAUGGGGUAGAAGGCUUUGAAGAAAAUUGGGUUGUCGUCAAUGAUACGAU
Molecule: messenger RNA, 876 nt
Organism: Aphanomyces astaci
Lineage: Eukaryota; Oomycota; Saprolegniomycetes; Saprolegniales; Verrucalvaceae
Exons: 6
Coding region: 15-836 (273 amino acids)
Source: RefSeq, a predicted model, not a curated record